UUGUAUGUAGGUAAUAAUAAUAAUAUUAAUAAUUUACAUUUACUGUAUGAUAAUAAGACGAGGUUGAUCAAAAAUAAGAUAAUUUAUUCUAGUAACUCAAAUACACAUAUUAUCAGUAAUUAUAUUUCAGUGCAAUCUCACUGUAUACCACAUAUGUGAGUAGUUCAUGGUAUCAGUGGUGCCUCUGGCCCUGAAAAGUUUAUAUCUCAGUUUCCUUCAUGACCUGACCUCUAACGAAUAUGUUUCUCAUCAGUUUUCAGAUACCUUUUUUUCACAUUUACUGAUACUCUGGUCACUAAUCACUUAGGAAUACAUUUAUGGUUUUGUAAAUCUGAGCAUAUAUUUGUGUAAAUAAUUGCUUUUUUGAGAAAGCAAAAGUAAAAGGUAUUUGGAUUUGUUUACUUAAAUAUAACACCCUGAUAUGUUGAUCUUAGAAUACUGACAAUUUUUUUUUUUUUUUGUAUUUUUGAAGACAUGAACCCUAUAAACACUGAUAAGAUGAAAAUAUCUAUAAACUUUAAUAUUUAACAUGGGAAACGUGAAAUGUUUUCAUUUAAUUCUAUUUUUCUUAUUUGGUUUUUAGGCAAAGAUAGAUAAAGGGGCUUUUUGAAAUUCGUGUUACAGGGUUUUGCACAUGCGUUUUGUCUUAAUGUAUAUAUCAUUCAACAGAUGUAAACAUGAAAAUAAUAUAAAUACAAAGUAGAAAUAUAACACCUGGUUUGGGAUAGUGGUUUAAUUUUUAAAAUAGUUUUUUUCUGGUGUUAAAAGUUCAAUGUUUUUUAGUUUAACAUAUUAGAUUAGGUAAUGUACAUGUAUAACAUGUUUAGUAGGUUACAUUCUAGUAGAUUUUGUUUACUCAUCUGUGUGGUUGCUUUUAAGUUGCAUCUUUGUCUUUGGGUGUCUGUUAGCAUAUACCUAGCUUUACUUAUACUAGAUCCCACUGACCUUGACCCUGACCUUGAGUAUGAUCCUGACCUUGACCUAGAAAAUGACACAGUGGAGUCUGAACCAAUCGUUGAGCAAACUAGAGGGCCAUCCUGCCCAGAUUUGCAUCACCUUGACGAUGAGCAUGUCAAUCAGGUGGUUCGUAGAGCAUCUUUGCCCGCCCAUCUGUCAGAGCUGAACCAUGAUUGGUCCACAGAGGUGGCUCAUGAUUGGUCAAUUGUUGACAGUGAGGAAACAGAAGAACUAGACACAAACAAGGAGAUGGACUCUUCCAGACAUUAUGACUUUCCACCCGAUGAAAAUGUGGGAGAAUCAAACACCAAAUGCUACUAUGAUUUUCCCCCAGAUGAGGGUGGAGAGGAGGAGGAAGAAGUGUCCAUGGUAUGAGAAUUGGAAGGGAUUUCUCAUUUGAAAAUAAUAGAUAUCACAGCACAAUAAGAGACCACUCUCAGACUGGUGGGACAGUACAGUUACAAAGCAGUAUUCCACUAGAUGAGAUCUGGGGGUAAAUGUGAAAUCUGAGCAUUAAACAUACGUCAUUGAGAAAAAUGAGAACAGACAUCAACUGAACAUCUCAGCUGCCAGUGGGGACGAUUUUACUUCAACAAGAACUGGAAAAUCUGGAUUG
Molecule: messenger RNA, 1573 nt
Organism: Lingula anatina
Lineage: Eukaryota; Metazoa; Brachiopoda; Lingulata; Lingulida; Lingulidae
Product: F-BAR and double SH3 domains protein 2
Biological process (GO): regulation of actin filament polymerization; neuromuscular synaptic transmission
Cellular component (GO): neuromuscular junction; recycling endosome
Molecular function (GO): protein binding
Source: RefSeq, a predicted model, not a curated record